This is a messenger RNA of Bactrocera tryoni, 4113 nucleotides long. It is a transcript of the gene Btk29A, whose product is annotated as tyrosine-protein kinase Btk29A. The transcript is spliced from 11 exons. Gene Ontology annotation, molecular function: non-membrane spanning protein tyrosine kinase activity; ATP binding; protein binding. NCBI's taxonomy places the organism in Eukaryota, Metazoa, Arthropoda, Insecta, Diptera, Tephritidae. The coding region runs from base 1641 to 3281 and encodes 546 amino acids. The record is from RefSeq and is a predicted model, not a curated record. Gene Ontology annotation, biological process: intracellular signal transduction; peptidyl-tyrosine autophosphorylation.
UGAAAACGAAAUAAAUGAGUUGAAAAAAUAAUAAAUAAAAUUUGCUUAAUAUCAGUAAAAGUCAAUAGCGAUCCAAAGAUAUACCCAAAAGAUAACUGACUAAAAGUGGAAAACUUAAAUAAAUUAACAGAGUUUUAGUUGUGAAGUUUCGAUCGAAAAUUGGCAGAGGAAAAAGCACACUGUUCGGAUGUGCGGAUUCGAUAUAUUUUUCAACAUUGUACUUUGUAGAGACUUCUUCAUUUUUCCACUCAAUGUUGAAGUACAAACUAAUUUCAUUGUUGUUUUUACGCUGCGUUGCUUGUAGCUUCUUUAUAAUUACAUAUAUGAAUAUGUAUGUGUGUAUAUGUUUUGAAGACGAGGCUUCGUCAAUGUGGUUACUGUAGUGUCUUGCUGAUGUGUGGUGUUCUUCAAGUGUUAAUACUUACUUUAUUUAUUUAUUAUUUCUUUUUUAUAACCCAUCUAACUUAAUGUCUUAAGUAAUUACGGACGAAUGCAUGUUGCGUACGUGUGCGUUAAGGCAUUUAUGGUGUUUGGCUUAUUGGUGGACUGCGUUUGAAGGUGAUCGUGCAAGUAUACCCAUUAGCUGUUUGGAAACAUACACAGCAGUCCUAAGGCCUAUGAUUAUACUACAGUUUGUAUGUACAUGUGCUUUUUAAACCCAACAUACAAUUUAGUUUGCUGCAAACUUAAAGUUAGUCCAGAAGCACAAAUUAGAACUCUAAACCGAAAGACUUUCAUUGAUAAGCCUGCCAUCAAUUGUAUGACAGGUGCUUGAACCUAAUAUUAAUUAAGAUUGUUGGACUUAAACAACACAGAAAACGUUCGAACCUCAAUUAAAAGUACUAAAGAGCGGAGCUCUAGAUUUUACAUUAUUCAUACUAACGGAUAUAUGAAUAUACGCAUUACAAACAUUCUCAUAAAAUAAGGUUUUUUAAUGGGAUAACCGCUAAACCAAAAUUUCAUCGCGAAUCGUCUUCUGGUUUGAGGUUUCUUGCAUAGUGAAGAAGUGUCAAAGCGCUAUGGUGUCAAAGUUGUAUAGGCUUACACGUAUUUUAAAAAUCGAAUAUCAAUCACUUUAAUCAAUAUAAUUAUAUCAAGAAAUCGGCCUGCCAAUUUACAACCCAAGUCAUCUGAUUUGAUUUCGGAUAUACUUAUAAACCAGCCGUGUCCAACCACUUGGAAAGCAACACUCAGCUUAUUAUUGCCUAGAGCCCGUUUAAACGCUAAAUGUCAUAAAAUUUUCGAACUUAAAAUAUACAUAUAUUGACCACUUCCUUUCAAUAAUUUAACUUUAAUAAAACUUGUAUCCCUCUAAAAAAAACACCCUUUACAUGUUUGUAGUUACCGCGCGCGAAAUUUACCGCAGCAUAUUCGCACUCUCACGAUCACUUCACUUGCCGUUUUAGCAGUCACAGAUUAUACCCACUACAGACAGUGAAUUGAGUAAAAGCAAACACAACCGCUACUAGCAACUGAGUGCUUUUAACAGCAAGCAUUUCCCUGCAAAUUCAUCAUUCAAUUGCUGAACGUCUAAACAUAAAUUGAAAGUGAAAACUAUUGUGUGUAUUUGUAUUAUUUGUUGUUGUUCAACACCUUGCGUCCGGCUCCAGGUGCAUCUAUUCGAAUUAACUGGUGCAACUAUGAUGCUUUUAUCCGCUUUGAAGUUGGGUACGUUACUAGGUACAGGAAGCUCCCCUGCCCAGAACACCACUCGUAGUAGUAGUCCGAACAACUCCACCUCGACCAGUCAAUUUAAUCUGCAUCAUAACAGUUCCGGAAGUUUGGGGAGCUCGACACCUACAUCUGCACCGCUACAACCUUCGGUUACCACCUUUAAGCAAUCACCAAAUAUUUUGAAUAGCGGCGCUACAUCAUUGGACAACACAAUGCCGGGAGGUAUUCCAACGCCGGGUACUCCAAAUUCUAAGUCUAAGGAUAAUUCACAUUUCGUCAAAGUUGUGGUGGCUCUUUACCCGUUCAAAGCAAUUGAAGGUGGUGAUUUAUCGCUCGAAAAGAAUGCUGAAUAUGAAGUGAUUGAUGAUUCCCAAGAGCACUGGUGGAAAGUGAAGGACGCUUUGGGCAAUGUGGGCUAUAUACCAAGUAAUUACGUUAAGCCGAAAGCUUUACUAGGCUUGGAGCGUUAUGAAUGGUAUGUUGGCGAUAUGUCUCGCCAACGCGCUGAAUCUCUUUUGAAACAGGGUGACAAAGAAGGUUGUUUUGUGGUGCGAAAAUCAUCGACAAAAGGUUUAUACACGCUGUCUUUACAUACCAAAGUUCCACAAUCUCAUGUGAAGCAUUAUCACAUCAAGCAAAAUGCGAGGGGCGAGUACUAUUUGAGUGAGAAACAUUGCUGCGAGACCAUACCGGACCUAAUAAACUAUCAUCGACAUAACUCCGGGGGAUUAGCGUGCCGUUUAAAAUCAUCGCCUUGUGAUAGACCAGUUCCACCAACUGCUGGAUUGUCCCACGAUAAGUGGGAAAUUCACCCAAUGGAGUUAAUGCUCAUGGAAGAGCUUGGUUCGGGACAAUUCGGUGUGGUACGACGGGGAAAAUGGCGCGGAUCCAUUGACACUGCUGUUAAAAUGAUGAAGGAGGGCACAAUGUCCGAGGACGAUUUCAUUGAGGAAGCCAAAGUGAUGACCAAAUUGCAACAUCCUAAUCUUGUGCAAUUGUAUGGCGUUUGCUCGAAGCAUCGUCCUAUUUAUAUUGUUACCGAAUAUAUGAAACAUGGAUCAUUGUUGAACUACUUGCGCCGGCAUGAGACCACACUGAUUGGCAACAUGGGUUUGUUGUUGGACAUGUGUAUACAGGUCAGCAAAGGCAUGGCUUACUUAGAACGCCACAACUACAUUCAUCGUGAUUUAGCCGCACGUAAUUGUCUCGUUGGCUCGGAAAAUGUAGUAAAAGUCGCAGAUUUCGGUUUGGCUCGUUAUGUUUUGGACGACCAAUACACAAGCUCAGGUGGCACUAAGUUUCCUAUUAAAUGGGCACCGCCGGAGGUGUUGAAUUAUACGCGUUUCUCUUCCAAAAGCGAUGUCUGGGCAUACGGAGUACUUAUGUGGGAAGUGUUCACCUGUGGCAAAAUGCCUUACGGCCGUCUUAAGAACACCGAAGUGGUGGAACGUGUCCAACGUGGUAUUAUAUUAGAAAAACCAAAGUCAUGUGCAAAGGAAAUAUACGAUGUUAUGAAGAAAUGCUGGUCUCACGGUCCGGAAGAGCGCCCCUCAUUCCGUAUUCUCAAGGAGCAAUUAGCCCUCGUCGCUCAAACACUAACUGACUAAGCUUCAGCAGAGUUUACCGAUGCGACAUCAGUGAUUGUCGAAUUAUGUACUGAGUUAAUUUAUAUAGAUAUUAGCUAAGUAAUCGAGGAGUGAAAUAUUAGGAAGGAAAAUAGAGUUUGCCAAAAGCUUAUUCUUUAGAAACAAGUAAAUGCUAAGUAAAAUAAUCAAACUGCUAAUAUGAAUUCAUAAUAUCAUCCAUCUCUUAAAGUAGUCAAUACUUUUGUGGAAACUAAACAAAAAUAUAUAAGUAGGAACAUAAAACAAGUCAAAUAAUUAAAAAAUAUGAAAAAACAAACAAUUUCAUAUUAAGAAUAGCGAUCUUCGCAAACGUGCGAUUUGCGAAAGUAUUCGAAAAGUUGUCAAGCUGACUUAAAUACAUACAUAAGUAUAUGAAUGCAUCCUAAAAUGUUUGUAAUUUUUUCAACUAGCCAGCCACGUUAAUUAAGAAAUGAACAAUUGAAAGAGAGAUUUUUGAACUAUUUUUAGUAAGAAAUAACGUUUAGUAUGCUUUUUUAUUGUGCUUUUUACUUUUAUAUACACAAAAAUGAACGUAUGCAUCAAAAACUAAAUUUAGAUAUAAAUAACAUAAUUCGAAUAUUGAAACUGAUUAAAUAUAAUGCCUAUGGAUAUCUUAAAUGUAAGUCAAGACGCCAUGUAUGAUGUGAGAAUAGAGUUCACGUUGAAGAAUUUAUGUAUUAUUUCAUAUUUUUCCGUAUAAAACUGCGGCAAGUUGAGAGUAAAAAUAUAAUUAAAAAACGCAUAUAUAAGUGCAUAGGAAUGAUUUCUUUCAUAAAAUAUAUAUGCCUAUCCAGGCAAACACUCACCGUUCUAA